Messenger RNA from Solanum verrucosum, 3605 nucleotides. RefSeq lists its product as uncharacterized. NCBI's taxonomy places the organism in Eukaryota, Viridiplantae, Streptophyta, Magnoliopsida, Solanales, Solanaceae. The transcript has 10 exons. The record is from RefSeq and is a predicted model, not a curated record. Bases 29 to 3280 code for a protein of 1083 amino acids.
CCAGGCCUAGGCUUUAAAGAGACGAGAUAUGGAGGAUGGAAUAGAUGCUGAUGUCUUGAUGGACUAUGUUGAAUUUCAAAUUUUCCCAAGCCAGAACAGGUAUGAGUCACAUAUCUGCUACGGCAACAAGUUAGUAACAGCGGCCUCUGGACUUCUGGAGCAGUUGAUACUUCAUUCUCCCAAAAUCAAAUCUUUGCACUCAAAGGGAUCAGAUGCCAAUUUCAGAUUUAGACCUCUAGGGAAUCUUAGUGAUGCUAAAUGGUUUACAAAAUCCACAUUGAUCAGGUUUCUUCGUAUUAUCAGCUCAUCACCUAUAAUUGAUAUGGCCAAGGCCAUGGUAAAUGAAAUAUCUCAGCUUGAAGAAACUCGGAAAUUUCAUGUUUCUUUAUAUUCAAAGGGUCCUCAGGAUCGUAUUGGGAGUGGGGAAGCAGCAGAAUGCGAUUACUCAAGUGGUGCAGUGUCAUCGUUACAGCAAGAAGAUGAUAGCGCUUCAUCAGAUGCUUCCAAAAAUGAAUUGCUGAGGGCAAUGGAUUUGAGGUUGACUGCUUUAAAAGGGGAAUUAGCUGCUGCUUUAAACCAAGCUGCUGGCACUACAUGCUCUUUUGAAGAUAUUCUUAACAUAGAAAAGUUCUCUUACUAUUUUGGAGCUGUUGAAUUGAGGAACUGUCUGCAGAAGUUUAUUGCUGUGAGCGAAGAGAACAGGGCUAUUGGCUUUCCGAGUAAAGAGUUGUCCCUUUCAAAAGUUGAUGUCACAAAUGACAAGGUUGGUUCAGAAGGGGGCAAUUCUCAAACAUCUGGACCACCAAAGUUGGAUACACCAGUGAAGUAUAGUGCUUCCCCUGCAAAAGCUGCACAGAUGGAGAGGCAAAACUCAUCAGGAACUGAAGAAUCUUCUUGUUCAAGUGAGGAGGAACAACCAUCAGGGGAAAGAAGUCGGACUCUCAUAAGAUCUGCAUCUCCGAGAAGGUCUGCAUCUCCAAUGCGAAGAGUCCAAAUCGGGCGGUCUGGGUCACGAAGAUCCACUGCUAUAACGAUUAAGAGUCUAAAUUACUUUCCUGCCAGAGAAAGGUCUCUCUCUCAUAAAGAUGAUGCUGCUAGCGGUAGUGAUGAAGAAGAUUCUGAGCAAACCUCAAAAAAGGCUGAGAAGAAUGCCUGUAGAAUGAGUGUGCAAGAUGCAAUCAGUCUCUUUGAGAGCAAACAGAAAGGGCAAGCUGUUGAUUAUCAAAGGACAAAGUCACUAUUAAGUGCGUCAGUUGGUGCUAAUAAAGCGGUUUUGAGAAGAUGGAGUUCAGGUGUGUGUGAAAACUUUAAAGGCUCUGUUGAUGUUGCUUUUGAUGAUCCAGUUUCCGAGGCUAUCAAUAAAUUAGAAAAUCAAGAAACUGAGACUAUUUUGGAAAAGAAACCCGAUUCAUAUCCUCCUCCCGUAAGCCAUGACACCGAGGCGGCUGCUGCUGAUUUCAAACAAAACUUAACUGAAGAAAAAGGAUAUAGUCCAAAUAUUACAACAGAGGGAUCUCUCCCUAACCAAGAUGAAGCAAUGGGUGAAAAGUUAAAUGCCUCAGUUGAAUGGACUCGACAAAAGGAAGCAGAGCUAGACCAAUUGCUUACAAAAAUGAUGGAAACCAAGCCUAGCAAAUAUCGGAACUUGGCAGCAAGUAAUGGAAAAAACCAGAGCCGUUCCGCCGAGCGUCGAGGUGGUUUCUAUGAUCAUUACAAAGAAAAGAGGGAUGAGAAACUUCGUGGUGAAGCUGCUAGGAAUAGAGCAGAGACGGAUAAACAAUUGAAAGCAAUGCAACAAAUUCUUGAUGAAAGAAAAGCUGAAAUUGUCACAGGAAAUGCAAAUAAUGUUAGUAAAAAAACAAAUAUUAAGAGAACCCAGAGAACAGUCAAGAAAUCCCCUGAAUCCACAAAUACCAAGGAUGAAACUCCCAAACCUGCUGUUGCAAAGAAAGCUUCAUCAAAAGCAUCGCAACUGCCAGCAACACGGAAGUCAUGGCCGUCUUUGCCGUCACCAAGAGUUGCAGGGAUAUCAACUGCUAAAACUCCUUCUAUAACAAAUUCUGCAGGUACUACUACACCUACCCGUAGAAGAUCACAGCCAACAACAGCAGUUCCUCCGACAAGCCAAAAGGUUGAGAAGAUACAACCCCAAGCAAAAUCUGUGAAAACACCCCCGAGUAAUAUCAGAAAGAAUGUUACAAAUGGGAAUGACAAGAAGCAGCAGACUUUGACAAAAGCUAGCAAACCUUCGAAAGCCAGAGUUCAGCCUACUCCUGGAGAUUCUGCAUCCUCUGCUAAACCUAGACUCGGCAGGGUAACCAAGAAAAGUAGUGUGGUGCCUCUGGAAUCAAAGGAGGCAAAGCCUUUUCUUCGUAAGGGGUCAGGUACUGCAUCUGGUCAUAGUCCAGUCAUAAAGACCAAAGUUUCAUCUCAGCCUGAAAAAUCUUUGAGGGAAUCUACGGACUUUGUUCAAGCUGAGGAGAAUGAAAUUGCCUCUGUUGCUUCUAGUCCUCUUAAUCAACUGCAGGACAAGGGUCUUGAGGAGUUAAAGAUCCAUGAAGAUGAAGACUCUGCAAUUAAGUUAAACAGCCCUCAAAAAUAUGAAGAUAGGGAGAGCUGCAAUAAGGUUACACCAGAUAAUGAAGAUGAUUUUGGAAGGAUGGAAGAGUCUGCACUGAACAGAGAGGUUGAAGAGGAAUCUAACAUUUCUCCUCGCGCCUGGGUGGUGAUAGAGGAGCAGGAGGAUCAAGUCCUUCCAUGUAAUGAUGGUUUUGGUCCUAAUGAAUCUCUGACUGAUGUUACAACUUUAAAAAUCUCAAGUCCACGAGUUCGUCAUUCUCUGUCUCAAAUGUUGCUUGAAGAAAGCAGUGAAGAUGUUAUUGACUGGGGUAAUGCUGAGAAUCCUCCUACCAUGGUUUAUCAGAAGGAUGUGCCGAAAGGAUUGAAGCGGCUUCUAAAGUUUGCUCGUAAGAGUAAGACUGAUUCAAAUUCAACUGGUGUUUCAAGCCCAUCUGUCUUCUCAGAAGGUGAGGAGGAUCCAGAGGAUUCUAAACUUCUCACCAAAAGUAGUUCUGACAAUCUACUGAGAAAGGCUACACUUCAUGCCAAGCAUUCUGGACAACCAAAAAUGUCUUCAGAAGACUAUGAGCUAUCCGCUCAAACAAGUAUUGGCAGAAUUGCUGCUCAGAAACUGCAAGCAAGCCGGCUUUCAGCUCCAGCAAGUACAACAAAAGCAUCGAGAUCAUUCUUUUCUCUUUCAGCAUUCAAGGGAAGUAAAUAAAAAGGUGCUAACUUCCAAUGAGAAAGCAACAGCAGCCCAAUGCAGAGUCUUAAUAUUGUGACUUGCAGCUGUUGCUUCUGACUGUGGAUGGGGGUGUAUGGUUUUUGUUUUCCUUCUGGUGCAUUAUUCUCCCCCGGGUAUGCUGUACACUCCAGAAUACCUCACAAGUAGGGGGAUUACAUUGUUGAAACAUUUGUCUCUGUACUUUGUAAAUUCACUGUUAGAAAUGUAGUUUCUUUUGUAGGAUGAUUGACCACAUUCAAUUUGUUAUCUUUGCACAGAGCAUUUUGCUGUUUCUGACUGAAAAUUUUGCAAAUAUUACUUC